CCGCAUGAUGGAUUUGUCGAGGCCAACGAAUUUUAGUACUUUUUUCCGGCAGCUAUCUCGUCCUACCGCUGUUACACACAGUAUCUACUGCAAUGUAUUGCACCCAAUACGCAAAAACCUUGUUUUAAUCCGCGGGAACCUUUUGGAAGUAUAUGAUGUCCGUGGGGAAAGUGGCCAUGAGUGCCUUGUUUAUAUUACAGGCACUUCUUUGUAUGAAGAGGCUAAAGAUCUCGCGUCCGUUCGCCUUCGCAAUGACCUAUUGGACUCAGUACUUCUUAGCUUUAGCGAAGCCAAGGUUUCGGCUUUAACUUUCGAUAUCCACACUUAUGAGUUCAAAACGCGUUCUCUCCAUACAUAUGAGCAAUCUGCUCUGAGGGGCGGCAGGCUGCAGUUCACAAGAUCACCACUGCUCCGUGUUGAUCCGCUUCAAAGAUGCGCCGUCAUGCUAGUGUAUGACAGAUUUUUGGCUGUUUUACCAUUUCGACGCGUGGAUGCACUCGCCUCUCCGCGUAUGUCUACAGACCCAUGUGCUACACCAAUACUCGAUUCCUCGUGGCAUAUUAGGGCAAACGCGCCUGUUCUGUCUACUUUCACCACUUUUCUCAGCACAUCUACCGGAGAGCCAAUAAAUCACGUGAUAGAUAUGCAAUUCCUCUUUGGAUUUUAUGAACCCACUCUUCUUAUUCUUUAUGAACCUUCUGGAACAUGGACAGGUCGAGUGUCAGUGCGACGAGAUACAUGCUGCAUAGUUGCUCUUUCACUAAAUCUUCACGAGCGCACUAAUCCAAUUAUUUGGUUCCAAGAGUUACUGCCUUAUGAUUGCCAUACAGUUUUGCCUAUUAAAAUGCCGAUCGGGGGAGUGGUCAUUCUUGCUACCAACUCAAUUAUCUACUUGAAACAAACCCUACCAUCUCGAGGGCUACCGCUGAAUUACUAUACUAGAGUUUCGACCAAUUUUCCGUUUCGUCAAGGUGUACCCACGUGUGGUCCUCUUUCCUUGGACGGCUGUCGCGCAACCCUACUGUCGUCUUCGGAAAUUCUCAUUGUAGCUAGGGAUGGAGCGUUCUACAUUCUCACGCUUUUAUUGGAAAAGGCUAAUAACACAGUGACGGAAUUGUUUCUUUCCAAAGUUGGUUCAUACGUGCAAGCGGAAAGUAUUACAGUAAUGGACAAUUAUUUUCUAUUUAUCGGAUCGUGUCUAUCGGACUCGUUGCUUAUGGGAUUUAGCACAACCCAAAAAUCCGUGAAUAACGCUGAGCUCUCGACAACUGUUUUUAACAGUAUGAACGGGGAAAAUUAUGACAAAGAGCAUCCCGCUAAACAGCCCCGAUCAUCACCUGAAUUAGAAGCUUCCGAGGUGGCAUUGAACCUGACUGAAUCGGAUCUGGUGGAUAUUGAGUUGUAUGGACCCAAUGCCUUGAAGAAACCGACGAGAUCAUUUGUUAUAAAUGAUUACAUAUUCACGACUCUAGAUAAGCUUCGAAAUAUCGGCCCCGUGACAUCUAUUACAGCCGGCGAAGUGCCUUGCUUGGCCACCGGGCAAACCGACCCUACGGACGAAUCGCUAACUCAGGCCCAAUCAGAACUUGCACACACCGAACUCAUCGCUUGUGUAGCCCAGAAGUCGGGCGCAGGGUCGGCAAUCCUUCAGUUGCAUCGCAGUGUACGCGCUCGGGGUCUCACUGCUUUUGAGCUACCUGAGUACAGUAGUCUUUGGUCUCUUUACGGUCCGCCCAUCGGAACCUUCACAGAGCAAAAUAAAGCCGAAGACGGUAAAUUACAAGACAACGGGAAAACAACUUCAUCCAUUAGGGAGGAAGAGAGGGAGAAAGCUGAUCAGAGUGGAAACGAGGCAGUGGGCGACAUCCCAGCAUCAAAGUCAAACGAAAAUGAGGUGCUGCCAUCCGACGUUGAUGAUGCGCAGCUCAUCAACACAUGCUCCGUUCACAGUUACCUCCUUUUGACAAGAGAAGAUUCCUCGAUGUCGACUGGCUUCAUCCGAUGUUGUUCUUAUGAGUUCCUCAUGACUCCUGGAUUGCAGAUUCUUGAGGUGGGUAAAGAGAUUGUAGAAUUGGAGGUGAGUGGCUUCAAAACGACGGAAACUACUGUGAUUGCUGCGAAUCUGGGACUUAAAACCAUUAAUACAGAUCAGGACCGUAAUAUAGAAUCAGCCAACAGAGGCAGUGACAAGGAAAUGGAAGUUGGUGUGGAUUAUCCUUACAUUAUACAAGUCUGUCCAACUUCGUUUCGUCUGCUGAAUGGGCCUCACCUGGUUGAGGAGCUGCACUUAACCAAUGACUUACGAAUCAAUCUUGCUAGUGUCGCAGAUCCUUACGUUCUUGUGAGUACUGAGGAUGAUGAUCUAAUCUUAGCUACCCUGCAACAUGAUCCUGCAAGUAACACCGAUCGGAGAAAACAAGCUGCAGACAAGGUAGCAGAUCAGAAGAAUCGCUCUCCCGCUGAGCUCGAUUCCAGUGAUCAUUUCAAAUUCACAUAUGAGAGCUUAUCAUCACCUCGCUACUUGGAUCUCAGUUGGCCCAAGGUUACUCAGAUUGCUCCACCCAUUUGUUUCUGCUUGUAUCACGAUGAGACGGGUCGGCUAACGCAAUGGCUCGGUUGUAAUGUUGCUCCUAAUUUGCUGUCGAAUGCUUCAACAGGCAUCAUGGAGGAUGCCAAGGCGGCCAAUACUAAUGACUCCGCUAACAAUAGGAGCUCUCUCGAUGAAGAGGAUGUGCUGUUGUAUGGAGUAGUACUUGACAUUUGUAAGAGGGAAGGAAACUUUGAUCAGAUGCAUGCAGUUAAGGAAACCUCACAGCCACUCUCUGAUUCUAUCAUGAACGAAACGGAAUCUAGAGAAACAACCUCUGCGUACUUCGCAUUUAUUGUUUUUUCAAAUGGAGUUCUUGAGGUUAGUUCUAUCACACUCGUCUCUCUAUCCCUCGAAACGAUUUACAGCGUACCUCAGUUUAUAUGCCUGUUCGAGAUGCGACAGUUCAAUGAACUUCCCAAUCUUUUGGUGGACUCACGAGGUAUGCCUGAAGAGGAGAAAAGAAAACAAACUAGUGCGUUGGACAACAAGCAGUCUUUCACUUGUAUUAGCAUGUCUGUGGAGAAUGAGGAUCUGCCUCCGCCGAUUCGCGAAAUCACUGUAUUCUCAAUGGACCGUGAGCGAGGACACCCAGUUUUGUUUGUGCGAACUGAUCGUGAGGUGAUUUGUUACGAGGCUUUGUGUCCACUGCCCGAAGAGGCUGUUCCGUUGACUCCAGUGCCUCCUAAUUACGAUCCAAACAACCCUCUGCGCUCGCAUUGCUUGCUACGCUGGAUACGUUUGCCUGUAUCGUGCCCCCUAAUGGCUCCAAGCAGGCUUCGAUCCGAUCCCCGUGUCGCUGACAUUCAGGCAAAGCUGAUUAGCAAGUCCAAUGUCUUGCACCCCUUUGAGGCUAUAGGCGGACACAGGGGCAUCUUCGUUUGUGGUAGCCAUCCUGUUUGGAUGUUUUGCAACCGCAUUGGUCAUAUCUACGUGUUUCCCCACACUAUUGAUGGCAUCAUCACGAGUUUUGCGCCCCUCAAUAUCGCCUCCUGUCCUGACGGGUUUGUCUACUUCACUCAUACGAAUGAAAUGAAGUUGGCUACUCUACCUCCAGGCUAUUUAUAUGAACACGAGCUUGGCAUUGGUACCAUCCCCAUCGAAGGAUGUCCACAUUUCGUUCAGUAUCAUCUUGAAAGCAAGACGUACGUGGUUAUUUCCAGUACAGUGACCGAGUGCCGCACCAUAGUCCGUUUAAAUGCGGACGGUAAUAAGGAAGAGGAGGUGGUAGAUCGCCCAGAUACAUGUAUCUUCCCCAAAAUCGACGCCUUCAAAUUACAGGUCCUCGCUUCACUCCCAACCGCCAAUUUGCGAGUAGCACCACGGUUUGAAGUCGUCCCUAAUUCUACAAUUGAGUUUGAGCCCUUCGAAUCAGUAUCAUGUCUCGUUACUGUUCAAUUAUCAUCAGACCUGACUUUUGAUGAGACAAGAAACUACCUUGCACUUGGAGCUAAUUUAUCCUAUGGAGAGGAGAUUCCUGUCCGUGGACGCAUAAUUUUGAUUGACAUUAUCGAGGUGGUGCCUGAGCCGGGUCAGCCUCUCACUCGGCACAAGGUGAAGACGGUCUAUGAUGGAGAUCAGAAGGGUCCAGUCACUGCUCUGACAAGUUGUCAGGGCUAUCUCAUCAGUGCAGUGGGGCAGAAGAUUUACAUCUGGGCACUGAAAGCCGGCGACUUAGAGGGCGUCGCUUUCGUUGACACCGACCUCUACAUUCAUACUCUACUUUGUGUAAACAAUCUCAUUUUGGCUGCAGAUGUGCUCAAAUCAAUCCAAUUACUCCGUUUCCAGUCAAAUAUGCGAGUUCUCUCCCUCGUGUCACGAGAUACCACCCUCCGUGAGGUGUUUACUGCCAACUUCUUUGUUGAUGGAGUCAAAUUGGGCUUCCUUGUCACUGAUAACCUGGGCAAUCUGAUGGUGUACAGUUAUGAUCCAGAGGAACUGGCUAGCUGUUCUGGCCGACGCCUUGUGCGUCGAGUGGACAUGCGUCUGCCUUCGGUGGCUACAGCGUGUCUGCGCGUGGGAAAUCGUUUUCGGCACUCAUUGCUCGCGGUCAAAGCUCUACAAGCUGAGGCGAAUGAACUUAGAAGAAAUCGCAACAAGCUAACAACACCAGGAGUUGGAUCAGGUCUUCUAACCGCCUUGGAGUACGAAAGGACGCGACAUUCUGUAUACUUUGGCACAAGGAAUGGCGCUAUCUAUCUUAUUACACCGAUUCGAGAUAAAAUGUCUAGCCGGCUAAGGAUAGUGGAAAAGAACUUGAUUCAGUGUAUCGGUUGUACUGCCGGCUUGCUUCCCCGUGUCUGUCGGCAAUAUAACCAGCCCUUUCCAGAACUCAGUAAUCCCUGUGGCAACGUUGUGGAUGGUGACUUGAUACAACGGUAUCUCCUGCUACCUCAUGAACUGCGUAUUGAGGUGGCCAAAAAGUCUGGACAAAGCCUGGAUUCGAUAAUGGACGAUAUUGCGGAAAUAAAUGCAAUAACACUGCACUUCUAA
Molecule: messenger RNA, 5080 nt
Organism: Hydatigera taeniaeformis
Lineage: Eukaryota; Metazoa; Platyhelminthes; Cestoda; Cyclophyllidea; Taeniidae
Source: the annotation of a GenBank genome assembly